AUGUAUAUUCCACAUCUUUCCUCCACCCUCAACGCCCCAACUCUUACCGUCCGCGCGGAAUCCCCUCCGAAAUCCUUCUCCAGCGAAGGAUUCUGGGAAGUGCAGUUUAAUUUCUGGGGAACCAUCCUCGCGUUCAUCGUCGCCAUCGCCAUUAUCACUGGACUUUUGACAUGGUGUUUAGUAUGUCGCGGCAAGCGGAUACAGAAGAGACUCGCCAAAGCCAAGGAAAAGGAACGGGAAGAGGAAGAGAGAGCGAAGAAUGAAAUGAUGGGAAAGGUUUUGGGAGACGGCGCAAACGGGGUCGCGAGAAACGGGAGUAAACUGGGCGUGGGCAGGAAUGGGACAGUGAGGAAAAGUGAGAUUAGCAGACCAUUUCCAGCGAGGUCAAGGAGCUCAGGGAGCGUGGAUUCGACGGAUGAGAAGAGAGAGUUGGAGAUGGAGUAUGAGAGACAGAGUGGAAGGGAUAAUUACUGGUCUGAGAAGGCGGCUUGGAAAGAAGAGACGGUGGGGACCGAGAGUACGGUUCCGUCGUAUCAUUCGAGGGAGAGGAGUGGGGAUGAGGAGAAGCGUGAGUGGAGGACGGAGAGUCUAAGAGGGAGUGAUACUGUAGGAAGUGGAAAUGCAAGUUCGACGACUGUGAAUGGAAACGCAAAUGCAAAUCCAUGGCAUAGGAUCGAGGUUAAUGGAUCGGUGUAUAUGGGCCGAGAAAGAGGUGAUUCCGCUUGUUUAGAAGAUAAAGAGAUCAAAUUUGUGUAG
Molecule: messenger RNA, 756 nt
Organism: Botrytis porri
Lineage: Eukaryota; Fungi; Ascomycota; Leotiomycetes; Helotiales; Sclerotiniaceae
Exons: 1
Coding region: 1-756 (251 amino acids)
Source: RefSeq, a predicted model, not a curated record